Messenger RNA from Drosophila elegans, 537 nucleotides. RefSeq names its product putative odorant-binding protein A10 (gene a10). The record is from RefSeq and is a predicted model, not a curated record. The transcript is spliced from 2 exons. The coding region runs from base 5 to 463 and encodes 152 amino acids. NCBI's taxonomy places the organism in Eukaryota, Metazoa, Arthropoda, Insecta, Diptera, Drosophilidae.
GAAAAUGGGACACUCCAGUUUUCGCCUGGCCAUGUGGAACACCUCGCUGGUGGUUGCACUGAUCUGCGCCGCCUGUUACCAAGUGGAUGGACUGCCCCAUCCGCCGGCCACCUCAUCGGCACCCAUGGUGGAAAAGGCUUACGACGACAAGUUCGACAAUGUGGAUCUGGACGAGAUCCUCAACCAAGAGCGGCUGCUAAUCAACUACAUCAAGUGCCUGGAGGGUACGGGUCCUUGCACUCCCGAUGCCAAGAUGCUGAAGGAAAUCCUUCCCGACGCAAUCCAAACCGAUUGCACCAAAUGCACGGAGAAGCAGAGAUAUGGAGCUGAAAAGGUUACCCGUCAUCUCAUCGACAACCGACCCUCAGAUUGGGAGCGCCUGGAGAAGAUCUACGAUCCCGAGGGAGUCUACCGCAUCAAAUACGAGGAGUUGAAGGCCAAACUACUCAAUGAGCAGCGUUGAUUAACCUCUGAUGUAGGUUUUUACUCUAGUGUUUAUUUUACAUCAAUUACCAAAUAAACUGCAAAGAAGCUUCA